AUGGUCAUUGUUACCAGUGGCAUAAGUGGAAAUAAACUCCGGUUGAUGCUUCAAAAACAGGAAGCUACUCUUCCAACUGCAACUCAAGUGGCUGUGGAUGAAAAGAAAGCCAACGAUUUCCUGAGUAGCCUGACCCGCAAGAAGCGGCAGCUGUGGGACCGCACCCGGCCAGAAGUCCAGCAGUGGUAUCAGCAAUUCCUGUACAUGGGCUUUGAUGAAGCGAAAUUUGAAGAUGAUGUUGCCUAUUGGCAAAACAGAGGCCGCGGCAGCCGUGACUACUAUGAUUACUACCAGCGUCACUACGACGAGGAUGCUGCCAUUGGCCCCCGGUACCCCCACAGCUUUAGACACGGAGCCAGUGUCAACUAUGAUGACUACUAG
Messenger RNA from Suncus etruscus (white-toothed pygmy shrew), 381 nucleotides. RefSeq names its product ECRG4 augurin precursor (gene ECRG4). The record is from RefSeq and is a predicted model, not a curated record. NCBI's taxonomy places the organism in Eukaryota, Metazoa, Chordata, Mammalia, Eulipotyphla, Soricidae. Bases 1 to 381 code for a protein of 126 amino acids. The transcript is spliced from 4 exons. Gene Ontology annotation, biological process: cellular senescence; regulation of cell population proliferation; anaphase-promoting complex-dependent catabolic process.